UUUGCCGUUCUUCUGAGAGAAGCCAAUGACAUCUUCUUGGGCGCGGCCGGAUGACCAAUAGAAAAGACAAAAUGGGAAUGGAAGAAGCGGGUCAGGAGAGAAAACCAAUAAGAGGCUGAGGCGGGACUUCGCGGGGCAGUGAACCAAUAGGACUGGCCGAGAGGAGAUAAGGCCUGGAGGGGGUGGAGGCGGAUAGAGGAGUGUCGGCGGACAUAGACAUCUACGGCUUGCUCGGGAGCGCCUGUGUCAGUUGGGAGCUGCGACAGGGAGCUUGGCGGAAGCAGCUUAUUUUGACAAGAGGGUUGCAACAGUCUGCCAGCUGGCACAAUGGACAUCUUCAACAGGAACAUUAAUUUUGAUGCCAUCUUCAAAUUCUCCCACAUCUCCACAUCAACUCAGCAGCACCUGAAGAAGGUUUAUGCUAGCUUUGCACUAUGCAUGUUUGUAGCAGCAGCUGGUGCCUACAUCAACCUGGUAACUCAGCUGGUGCAGUUUGGACUGCUGACUAGUCUGGGAGCUCUUGGCCUUAUGAUCUGGCUGAUGGCCACACCCCACAGCCGGAAAACGGAACAGAAACGAUUGGGCAUUCUGGCAGGCUUUGCCUUCCUCUCUGGAGUUAACCUAGGACCUCUGCUGAAGAUGGUCAUUGCCAUCAACCCCAGCAUCAUCCCAACUGCUUUCCUGGGCACAGCUGUGAUCUUCAGUUGCUUCUCCCUGAGUGCCCUCUUUGCUAAGCGCCGUGCCUACCUGUACUUGGGAGGUUUUCUGUUCUCUGGCCUCUUUCUGAUGCUCUUUUUAUCGCUGAUCAAUAUGUUUGUGGGCUCCACCUGGCUUUUCACAGCUAACCUCUACAUUGGACUCAUGAUCAUGUGUGGCUUUGUGCUGUUUGACACUCAGCUCAUCAUUGAGAAGGCUGAGAGGGGUGACGGGGACUAUAUCUGGCACUGUGUGGAUCUCUUCCUGGAUUUCAUCAGCAUCUUCCGAGAGCUCAUGACCAUCUUGGGCAUGAAUGAGAGCAACAAGAAAAAGAAAGAGAAGUGAAGGAACCAUGGACACCUAUAUGGAGUCCCCUUUUCUCUCCCCCUCCCCUGCCUCUUUCUUGCUUCCAUUCAACCUGACUUGUAUUAAAGGUGCCAGCAUUGUUCGGUGUGAAUGAGAUCUGUGACACUUUCAUACUUUGUAGAAACUGGAUUUUUUCCCCCUUGGUUUUGAGGUUGUUUUUUUUUUUUUAAAUUAACAGACUGACCCUCAUGCUGGAGUCUGGCUUUUCCCCUCUGCUGUACCAACAGGCAUACUCUUCAGGGACUGUCAUUCAUCCCCUGCUGCUUUAGAUGGCAUCGGACAGUUUCAGUCCCCCUCUCUCUCCCUCCACCCACAUAGUACAAUGAAAACAGGUGAGGGGGGCAACAGCAGACGUUGCUGGUGCAGGAGAGUUUCUUCUACCACUAAAAUUUAACAGCUUGCCUGAAAACAAAUCAAGCUGGUUUGCAUGGCUGUUCAAUAAGUCUGGGGUCGUUCAGGCAGCUUCCCUGUGAGGCUGUGCAGAAUGGAGAGGCAAAGCCCCAGCUGCUGAUUGGGAAGAACUCCCUUGGCGGUCCAUCAGAGCUGGGAGGUAGUGCUUACUUUCCCUAUUUUUGCAUAGUUCUGCUGCUGGGUAGCAAACCCCCUCCCCCCAUUGUCCAAUUGAGACAGGGUUGUCAAAAAUGCGUUCUGCCUAAAUUGUACCCUGAAUAUUUCCAACCUCCAGAUCCAAGCACUUUGAUUUGCUCUGCAGUUGGGACUCUGGAAUUCAAGCCCAGCAGAGUUCAGGGGACAACAGUGAAACUUGCUGAAAGCAUGAGAUCUGGCUAUUGUAACAGUGUCAGCCUGACUGCCCUUUUGUUUUCAGCAUUUGGGAACAUAGCUCUGGGAGUGAACCCUAAGGGUAGGAGGCAGCUGACCACUGUAUAGUGCAUUCUGCAUAUUAAGGUAGAAUCUACACCUUCAGCAUUAGUACAGCUCUGUGCACAAGCUUGUUAAGUUUUCUCAGCAGGGAGGCAGAUACUGUUUCUUUUUGCCCCUUGGCACCUGAAGCCAGAUUCCAACUCUGCUUGCUUGGGAUAAUGGAGUGUUUUUUUCCCCUUCUCCCUCCCCCUUCCCUCGGACCAGUGCCAAGAAGUAAAUUCUUCAUGAAAUCUACUUUAUAGAUACCUUGUCUAACAGGUUUUAAUAUAGUAAUGAGUAAACUCUGUCGUUAUUGGAUUUCCAGUUCUGGCUGCAUUCUUUACUCAUACUGUGAAGAGACAGGGUUUUAAAAGAAAAGGUGUUUGAUUCAGAAAUGUAUCUACAUUGUCUUACUUUGUACAAAAAGAUUACAAUAAAAAUCCUCAAACUUUAA
This is a messenger RNA of Heteronotia binoei (common prickly gecko), 2377 nucleotides long. It is a transcript of the gene TMBIM6, whose product is annotated as transmembrane BAX inhibitor motif containing 6. Gene Ontology annotation, molecular function: enzyme binding. Lineage: Eukaryota; Metazoa; Chordata; Lepidosauria; Squamata; Gekkonidae. Gene Ontology annotation, biological process: negative regulation of RNA splicing; negative regulation of endoribonuclease activity; cellular response to unfolded protein. The coding region runs from base 328 to 1041 and encodes 237 amino acids. The transcript is spliced from 10 exons. The record is from RefSeq and is a predicted model, not a curated record. Gene Ontology annotation, cellular component: mitochondrial membrane.